This is a messenger RNA of Ictalurus punctatus (channel catfish), 3518 nucleotides long. RefSeq names its product regulator of G protein signaling 14a (gene rgs14a). Gene Ontology annotation, biological process: signal transduction. Gene Ontology annotation, molecular function: GTPase activator activity. The record is from RefSeq and is a predicted model, not a curated record. NCBI's taxonomy places the organism in Eukaryota, Metazoa, Chordata, Actinopteri, Siluriformes, Ictaluridae. The coding region runs from base 212 to 1798 and encodes 528 amino acids. The transcript has 15 exons.
ACCGGGGCGUGAAGUAACAGUGUCGGGUGUGCUCGCUUUCUGGUGAGGUGUCCUCGCUCUCAGCUGGAUUGAGCCAUGGCCAACAAACUGAAAACUCUGGCAGUGCCAGCCAGUAAUCUGCUGGAACUACGGGCAAAGCUGCUGUUCUAGGAAAUGAAGUAACACCACCUGACCAAUCAGAACGCAGGCGGUUUCUGAUGGAGAGUUGAACAUGUCGAGGUUGUCGAGCACAGGCAGCAGCCCGAGUCUGAGCAGCGGCUCUGCUGGAGGAGAGGCUCCUAGUGGAGUAGACGGUCCGGCCAGCAGGGUCGUCGGCUGGGCCGUAUGCUUCGAGCGCCUGAUGGAGGAUGCAGUUGGAGUGCGCUACUUUACUGAUUUUCUGAAAUCGGAGGUGAGUGAUGAGAACAUCCUCUUCUGGCAGGCCUGUGAGAAGUUCCAGAAAAUUCCACCUAAUAAUCUGGAUGAGCUGAAGAAGCAAGCCCGCUCCAUCUACGAUCUAUAUCUAUCUGAGAAUUCCUUUAACGCCGUGAACAUAGACGACACGGCACGCACUAACGAGAGCGACCUGGAGAACCCUACACCAGAAAUGUUUAGCAAAGCCCAGCAACAGAUCUAUAAGCUGAUGAAGAUGGAUAGUUAUGCACGGUUCGUGCGCUCUGCACUCUAUCAGAACUGCAUGCUGGCCGGUGUGGAGGGACGACCCCUGCCGGAUCUCGUGUCUCAAAAUAAGUGCGUCACACCAACCAGUGGCAGGAAGAGCACAAACGUGAAAACACCAUCGUCUGACAGCAAAGCCAACAAAAAGAAGAAGCUUGAGAAGAGAGGAUCAUGGGGAGCAGACGUGUCUUACCGGCAGGUCACAGUGUCGAGGCAGGAGUCUCAGAUCUCUGUGAAAUCCAGCAGCAGUGUGGAGUUAGGGUCAAUUUCCAACAGAUCAGAGGAUGGCUGCUCGAGUCCUGUUGGUUCGGAGCCGAACUCGUCUGGUCGAGCGGAUAAGUACUGCUGUGUGUUUAUGCCCGAUGGCACGGCCAGCCUGGCGCCGGCUCGCCCCGGUCUGACUCUGCGUGACAUGCUGAGCAGUCUGUGUGAGAAAAGAGGCUUCCCCAUGAAAGACAUCGUGAUCUACCUCCAGGGCAAGGAUAAGAAUGUGUGUCAGAAGCAGCAGCCUCUGUCCUUGGACCAGGACAGUUCUGUCCUGCAGGAUCAGCAGGUCACCCUGGAAGUCAGAAUAACAUUUAUGUUGGAGAUCGUGUUCACAGGGAAGACGAUAGGCAUCGUGGCCAAAUCGAGUAAGACUCUGGGGGACGCCGUCUCUUCUGUUUUACAGAAACACCAACUCCGAACGCAGGACGCCGUCAUCACUGUGAGUGGCUCGAAAGAACCCUUAAACAUGGACACUACCGUGUUGCGCCUGGCCAACAAGACUCUCUGUCUGGACCAAGUCAAAAAUGGAGGUGACGUGAAGGGAAAUCCAGCUGUAGAACGAGGCCGAGUGAGCACCAGGCCCAAAAAUGAGGUGGAGGGUCUGGUGGAGAUUCUGAACCGUGUGCAGUGCAGCCGAGCCGACGACCAGCGUGGCUUGUUAACCAAAGAACAACUGGAGCUGCCCUCGUUCUUACAGGUCCCUGCACAGCAGUGUGAGGGAAAGCGUGAUGAACGGAACCCUGAGAAGGUACAGGAGAGCUGCUCGAACAAGCGCACAAAGCCUGCUGAGAAAGCGGUGGAUGAGGAGAAGCCCUGCGUUAAUGGGAAUCAUAAAAACUCUAAUGUAGAGAAGAAAAAGAACAGAACGGAGUGACUGUACAGGUUCUGCCAAAGGGACGUCACAUUGAGAGAGUGAGUGAACAUUGUGUGUGUGUGUGUGUGUGUGUGUGUGUGUGUGUGGACGAGGCUUCGUAUUUGGCAUAUUCCCACACACAUUAUUUAGUAAGAAGUGUAAACAGUGAUGAUGUGUUCAAGACAAAAUGGAAGCAAAGAGAACUAGGUGCAGAGACUUGUGAGAUUUCUGUAGUGUGUGUGUGUGUGUGUGUGUGUGUGUGUGUGUGUGUAUAUAUAUUUUGUCCUUUUGUGGGGUUUUUUUUGCAUUAUGGUCAAGCAUGCUUGUACUAUAUUUAUUUCAUAUCAUUUGAUGCACUUUCACAUGCUUUAUAUGAAAUUUUUAUUCACUUAUGAGUUUUUCACUUGAAUGAAUUUGUCCUAAAAAAAAAAAAAAAAAAAAAGGAAUUCAUUUUUAAUUUUUUGUUUAUUGUUAAAGAUUUGUGCCUAAUGUCUGUUUAGUUCUCUGCACCGUUGCCUUUGCGCUUCAGAUCUAAUACAGUAUGAUACUGGAUGAUGAGAUCAUGUGAAUGAUCUCUAAUUUAUAACUUGGUCACUUACUGAUAUGCAGAGGGGUCCAAAUUCUUGCUUAAAAGUGGAAGUACCGGGUAAAAAUGGUACUUAAAGGUACUGAAGGUAAUAGUGUCAGCUUUUAAAUACUCAAGUAAACCGUUUGAACUGUACUAGACAUCAAGGAUUUUCCCUCAUAUGUGGUUUCACACUUCGUUUCAGUUAAUAGUUUAUUUUGUGAUUGUUGUGGACAAAAAUGCUUCAUUUUUUUUUAAAUUUGUGAUGCAAUUUGUGGAGGGUGGGUUUUUUUUUUUUUUUUUUUUUUUUUUUUUUUUUUUGUAUUUUUUCAGAAAUGAGUUUCAUUGGUUGAAAUUGCAGUUGCACAAAAUAGUUUUUGCAGUGAUGUUUGUUGGUAAGGGAAUGGUGUUUUAUUUAUUUUUUUAUUAUUAUUAUUUUUUUCCAAAAACCUGUAUUCAUUUUUCGAUGCACGUGAAUCAAAGAGGGCUUUGGUUGAAUCCACGUUGUGAUGACAUCCAAUGACGAGUCUUGGCCCAAUUCUGCAGCAAAAUAAAUAAAUAAAAAAUUUCUGUGAUAAUUUAGAAAAAAUUGCAAGCUCGUCCGUAUAUUGCGGCGUUUGCUAGAUUUUUCCGUUUAUUUCUGUGAUCGCAGAAUCCUCGAGGGACUGAUGGGGUUCGGGGCAGAUUAGGGUUAGAACAGCGUUUGUUUAUAUAAAAUCAAACAGAAUCUGACUGCAUUUAUUUUUUUCAUUAAUCUACUUGUGGAUUGUGAAAAUAAUAGGCAGUGCUUGCAUAAGGAUGAUUUGGUUGUGCUAUGAGUACAAUUCGAUACAGUUUUGAAUGAGCAAUUUAUGUAAGGAAUAAAAGAUGAUGGACCAUGAUUUUAUAGGAAAAUAAUCAACAGUGAUGUGAUGCGGCCCGAUGCGAAGCUUUAACUGUUGCCACUUAAAGGUUCUUUUUAUUUAUUUAUUUUUUUAUUUUUUAUUUUUUUCCCUUUCUUUUUCUCCCCCCUCAGUAACAGUGUGUACCCAAUUGUUUUAUUCCACUUAUACUACAGCAAUUUGCCAGUGCUAGCAAUUUACUUACAAAAACACAUGUACAUUUUAUACAUUUAUAGAUACGUUUUGAUGUUGUGGAAUGCCCAAGAAAUAAAUUGGUUCCUGUUAUCCCUUAAAA